ACUGAUUUACCUUGCCAUCAGCUGAGUUGUGUAUAUUUAAACCAGCAUUUAGAUUUUAUUAAAGGAAACUCUUCCCCUAAAAACUGCUGGUUAGGGUAAAGAUCUGAUGAAAGAUGAAGAGGACACUGCUGAUUGUUUUUGUUGUUCUUCUAUGGACAUGUGGAACACAGGCUUCUAAAAAGAAACAACCUGCCAGUAAGCAAAAGGAAGCAAAAAAGCAUAAACAAGAACUACAAACAGAAGAACAUUAUAUCAAGUCUUUAAAGGAUGAGGUGUCUUCCAUAUACACAAAUUUUGCUUUCCAAUUCUAUAAAGAAAUAGCUAAAGAAAAUACUUCAGAAAACAUUUUCUUUUCCCCUCUCAGUAUCACAACCUCUCUGGCUGUGUUGUUCCUAGGUACUAAAUCAUCUAGUAAACAAGAACUAUUACAAGCAUUUAGAAUGGAAAAUAAAACAGAGAGGGAUUUAACAGCUGUUCAUACCCUCAUUGGGGCAUUGUUCCAGCAACUCUCCAAGGGAAACGAGGAACUACAAUUUGAUAGUGGAAACUCGUUGCACAUAGACAAGGAUUUCGAUGUCUUAGCAUCAUUUUUAAAUGACACAAAAGGCUUUUAUGACACUGAGGUACUGACGACUGAUUUUUCAAAGCCUAAGCAGGCAACACAGUUCAUAAAUGAAUAUGUAAAGAACAAAACAAAUGGGAAAAUUACACAGUUAUUAGAUAAGGUUACUCCCUUAACAAAAUUAAUAUUUGUCAACUAUAUAUAUUUCAAAGGAUUAUGGAAAUCUCAGUUUGAUCCAAAAGCAACAAGGCAGGGCAAGUUCUCUGUGGAUGGAAAAACAACUGUUAAAGUUCCCAUGAUGGUAAAUUCAGACACCAAGUUCAAAAUCCUUUAUGACCGAGACUUAUCCAGCACAGUGUUACAGCUUCCAUACUGUGGCAAUAUAUCAAUGCUUGUACUGCUUCCUGAUCAAGGGGGCAUUAAAAGAGUGGAGCAAAAACUCACAGCAACAACCCUAAAAUCAUGGCUUGAGAAAAUGGCCAAAAGUACACCAUCUUCAGCAAGCAUCUUUAUGCCAAAAUUUUCAUUAGAACAUUCAUACAGCCUACAAAAUAUCCUGCAGAGAAUAGGUGUUAAGACAUUGUUCACAAAUGCUGCUGACUUGUCUGGCAUAUCUGGGCAGAAGAAUCUAAAAGUGUCAAAGAUAAUCCAUAAAGCUACUUUGGAUGUGGAUGAAAAGGGGACUGAGGCCGCUGCUGCUACUGGAGUAGAAAUUAUACUGUUGUCCGCACCCCUUGACAUCAGGAUAAAUAAGCCAUUUAUUCUACUAAUUUAUGCAGAAAACACUGGAACAAUUUUAUUUAUGGGAAGGGUAAUGAAUCCACUUGCAAAAAAAGGCUAACUUUAUAUUUGAUAUGGAGCACAAUAACUUUUCUUGGUGAUAAAUUGCAUGUGGUGAAUAAAUGAAUGCUGAGAAAAUACUUUGUUUUCUAGAGGGACAGCUCAGUGAACAAAUAAAUUAAUAAAUGCCUUAUAGUA
Molecule: messenger RNA, 1540 nt
Organism: Protopterus annectens (West African lungfish)
Lineage: Eukaryota; Metazoa; Chordata; Ceratodontiformes; Protopteridae
Product: serine protease inhibitor A3N-like
Exons: 4
Coding region: 114-1403 (429 amino acids)
Biological process (GO): negative regulation of endopeptidase activity
Molecular function (GO): serine-type endopeptidase inhibitor activity
Source: RefSeq, a predicted model, not a curated record